AUGGCGAUGUCUGGAACAUACGUGACGGAUGUACCUCUGAAGGGAACGGCAGAUAAACACUACAAGAGAUGGAGAAGCGAGCAGAACCUCUUCCCUGACGCCAUCGGCCAUCACAUCCAAGGAGUCACCGUCCACGAGGGUGAUUCAAGAAAUGUUGGCACUAUUAAAAUCUGGAACUACACUCGUGAUGGGAAGGAGGAAAUGUUUAAGGAGAGGAUAGAGAUGGACGAUGAAAAGAUGGUGGUGACGCUCAAUGGGCUCGAUGGUCACGUGAUGGAGGAGCUAGAGGUGUAUGUUGUAACCUUCCAGUUCAUUCCCGAGUCUGAGGAAGGUUGCGUCUGCAAAGUCACUAUGGUGUGGCAGAAGCGCAGCGAAGACAUUCCAGAGCCCAUCCACUACAUGAAGUUCGUCGAGAAGAUGGUUGCUGACAUGGACGACCACAUCCUCCAAGAACAGACUGAAAUGGUGGAUGCUUGA
Molecule: messenger RNA, 477 nt
Organism: Microthlaspi erraticum
Lineage: Eukaryota; Viridiplantae; Streptophyta; Magnoliopsida; Brassicales; Brassicaceae
Source: the annotation of a GenBank genome assembly